This is a messenger RNA of Saxophila tyrrhenica, 2877 nucleotides long. RefSeq lists its product as uncharacterized. The transcript has 2 exons. Gene Ontology annotation, cellular component: nucleus. Gene Ontology annotation, molecular function: DNA-binding transcription factor activity; transcription cis-regulatory region binding. NCBI's taxonomy places the organism in Eukaryota, Fungi, Ascomycota, Dothideomycetes, Mycosphaerellales, Extremaceae. Gene Ontology annotation, biological process: regulation of DNA-templated transcription. The record is from RefSeq and is a predicted model, not a curated record. The coding region runs from base 1 to 2877 and encodes 958 amino acids.
AUGGGCAACAGCUCGUCGCAGAUUGCGCCCACGCAGACGGCGAGCGCGCGCACACCUCACGGACCAUCGACAGCACCGACCAGACCUGCGACAGCUCGCGCAGCUACACGCCAGCUUCAUGACGACGUGCAACGCGCUGUCAAGAGGCAGCGAACCGAUGACAGUGAAGAGCCGACACAGCGAAGGAGAGCGCGACCACAGCACCCGAACUUCUCGAGCACGGCACCAGCGCGACAGGAAGCGGACGUACAGCAUGUGAGCGGACAGGCGAAAGACAUCAAGCCUCGCAAGAGUGAAGACGAGAUCGUUGUCAAUACUGGUGUGGUGAAAGAAUGGCAAUCAGCGAAGAAGCGGAAGCACGAGCAAGUGGAUGAACAAGCCGUCCCAGAGACCCAAGCGGAGCAGCCUGCAAUGAUCUCUAGCGACCAAAUGGACCUGGAUGCCCAACUGCUGCAGGCUACGGUGUCAGGCCAGGAAUCCGAAUGGACUGCCAAUGAAGACAGGUUAAGCAAUGCUCCACCUAUGCCUAUGCCUAAGAAGAAGAGGCCUAGCCAAAGGAAGAGAAAGCGGGAGGCAGACGAGGAGCGCACUCGUCAGCAAGAGCUAGCGACUGAGCAUGUACCGCACGCGGAGGUGGCGCAAAUUCCGGCAGACCAGAUGCAACCGACGAAGGCGGUGACUGGCAGUGGCACGCGCGUGAGGGGUCUACGUGCAGUCGUGAUCGAUGGUCCCCGUGCUGGAGAUACCGCCGAAGCAGACCCUAUGCCUACCCCACCUGAGUCACCACCAGAACAGAAUACGCAAGAGGUCCAACAAGAAGCUGGCGCGGCAGAGGAUGAUGAUGUUGAACCUAGUGCUGCUGGUCCGGAAAAGCAACCUGUCGUCAACCAAAAGAACCUGAAGAAAGGAGGCAAUCUAGCUAAGCCGAACCCAAGGAGACGGGUUACGGCUUGGUUGCAAGAUGGCGAUUUUGCGCCUCCGCCUGUCCAGGGUACGGUCUCCCCGUCACCUCCACCGCAGUCCAGGAGAAAGUCAGCCCGGAAGCAGGCACCAUCAAGCUCAAUCGCUGGCGAUGUAGAUCUCGACGCCAUCCCCGAGUCAGUAGGGAGUGAGAAAUCGGCCCCGCGAGCAAGUGGAAAGACGGAGAAGAAAGUCAAGAAGAGGAAAGCUUCUGCUGCGGACGAUCAUCGGCAACCAGAGGCACCAACAGCAACAGCCGACGACCAAGACGAAGUCCAAGCACGGGUGCAAAGUACAACCCGUGGCAUGGUGACUGGCGCCUGGACAGCUGAAGAGAAGGCGCACGCGGAGCUCAUCUGGAACCACUUCAUCACAUCGAAGGACAUGCGUGACUCCGACCUGCGCGCUAACACGAUUGACUGGGCCAACAUCGGCGAGAUCAAGACGAUCAUGUACGAAGCUUUCCCAGGCCGCAAAAUCGAUGCAAUCCGCAAGUUCUGUCAACGACACUUCACGCCUUACACGAGAGGACCGUGGACCGCCGAAGAGGACGAAACGCUCAGAAUACGCUAUGCAGAGAUGCCGGAGCAGUGGACGAAUCUGGGAGAUUUGCUGUUCCGCCCGCCAGACGCUGUGCGAGAUCGAUGGCGGAGUGUUGUCAAGGAUGCUGGGAAGAGACAGGUCGGCCCUUGGAGCGUGCAAGAGGAGUCCGACUUGAAGCGCGCUGUUGACGAGUGCUGUCAACUCGUUCGGAAGCAGGAAGGCAUGAAGCGCAAGCCACGAGACGAGCUCGAGGCUGCGAUCAACUGGAAGGUUGUGAGCGAGAAGAUGGAGUUUGCGAGAAACGAGAAGCGUUGUCGGGAGAAGUGGCAGGAUAUGAAGCGAGCAGGGCGUGCCACUGCCGCGGUACCAGAUAAUGCGGUGGAAGGAUCUGCGCACGCUCCGACUGUGAGCAAGGCCAACGCACAAGCUGCUGCGCCCACAGUAUCCGGAUCACGCGAAUCAGCUCCAGUAGGGCCUUCGCCGAAUAAGGAUCUGCCCAACAAACUCCGCGAACUUGAACACCAAUAUCAGAAACUUCUUCCAGGCGACAUCUACGAUGCUCUCAAGGACAUUGUCAAAGCCAUGAAAGGCGACCCUGACAAGCGAUUCACCCACGAAUCGACUUUCUGGUCCGUCGUGGCCAGCUCGCGCGAGGGCGUCAGCAAGUUCGCUGGCACUGGUGGGCUCAGACGACGGUGCUAUCUGGGCGCACUAGAGGUCUACGGCGAGCGCAGGAAGGUCAAGAAAGCACAGGGUAUCGUAGAAAAAGCGAAAAGGAUGUUGAAGAUCAUGAAGCAAGGAGAGGAGGACGGGGAUGAUCAGCUGACACGGGCAGUGGACGGGCAAGGAAGGAGUCUGGUGGAGACCAUGAAGCGGAAGACCCAGAAGAAGCAGAAGCCGCAGAUCAAGUCCGAGGAGGCGAUUGUCGAGAGCGAAGAUGAGGAACCACCGCCGCCGCCUGAAGCAGCAAAGGAUGCUUCCGUCCUAGCCCCGGCGACCCCGUUCUGCAUCCAACAUCCCGGACCCAGCACAGGCGCCAAGAAGUCGACCAGCGGUAAGCUGCGCAAACUAAGACAAAAGAAACGCAAACGCGCCAGCAGCGACGCCGAUGGUGAUGAGUACGACCUUGGAGUGACGGUCGGCGAGCAGGGGAGUCCGAUGCUGAAGCCGAAGCAGAAGAAGCGGAAGGUGAAGACGCCGGUGAAGCAGCAUCGGUCGGCGGAGUUUGUGAGGGAGAGCGAUGGUGAGAGUUCGGAGUGGCCUACUGAUGAUGAGGAGGAGCGGCCUGCUGGGCCUGCUGAAGAGGAGAAGCCUGUGAGGGAGGAAGAGCCGAGGUACCGGCUUGUGGACGAGGUGACUGUUUCGUCGUACUAG